Pipistrellus kuhlii (Kuhl's pipistrelle) is the source of this 3983-nucleotide messenger RNA. It is a transcript of the gene ORAI2, whose product is annotated as ORAI calcium release-activated calcium modulator 2. Gene Ontology annotation, cellular component: membrane. Lineage: Eukaryota; Metazoa; Chordata; Mammalia; Chiroptera; Vespertilionidae. The transcript is spliced from 2 exons. The record is from RefSeq and is a predicted model, not a curated record. Gene Ontology annotation, molecular function: store-operated calcium channel activity. Bases 430 to 1401 code for a protein of 323 amino acids. Gene Ontology annotation, biological process: store-operated calcium entry.
GGGUGCGCUUUUGGUGACCACCUGACAGCUCCAGCCCGCGAUCUGCGUAUGCCACCGUCCACCCAGGCAAACUUGCGCGUGGCUGUCUGGGCCCUUCCCAGUCUGCCCUUCCACCCGUUUCCCCCACGUUCUUCCCCUCACCCCUGCCCACCCUGUAGUCACAGAACGGGAUUCCUGGUCCCUCUCUUUGCAGGAUGCGCCCUUUUGGCCUCUCGGCAUCCUCUUUACGGCCAACGAUGGGUCCUGGGCAUCCUCUGGGACUGACCCUGGAAAGCAUGUGGUCCCAUUCUGCGCUGAGACCCACACCCCGCGGAAAGGCAGCCCCACCCAGCCCUGGACCAGCUGGCCAGACCCAGGGUCAGACAGCGCAGCCUUAUUGUCCUGUCACCGGGGCGCAGGGAGGCUGGCCUCCGGGCGGGAGAGCGAAGGAUGCCCGGGCUUCCGGCCCGCCUCGCCGCCGCUGCGCCAAUCCCUGUCCGCUGCUGCCCGGGCGCGCCCGGGGACCAGGGAGAUGCGCUCCGGCUGAGGGAAUUCGGGCCUGGGCGGGAACGGAGAGCCGGCGGGGCUCCCUGGGACCCCCCAGGAGGGGCCACGAGCCCCCCACAGGGUCACGUGGCCCGCCGCUCGCCCGGGGGCGGGUCACGUGACGCCAGCGCGCCGUUGCCCGGGCAGCCGCUGCGGCGGCCGGCGGGGGCGGGACAGCCGGCGGGGCGCGGCGGGGCGGGGCGGGGCGGAGGGGACCCCGCGGGGCCGGCGGAAGGAGGCGGGGGCCGCGCUCUGCGCCCUGCCGGGCCACGGGGCCACAGGGCUGAGCCGGAGCCGCGCCGGAGCCGAGCCGGGCAGGACGGGCAGAGCAGCGCGGUGGCCAUGGUGGAGGUGCAGCUGGAGACGCAGUACCAGUACCCGCCACCCCUGCUCAUCGCCUUCAGCGCCUGCACCACGGUGCUGGUGGCCGUGCACCUCUUCGCCCUGCUCAUCAGCACCUGCAUCCUGCCCAACGUGGAGGCCGUGAGCAACAUCCACAACCUCAACUCCAUCAGCGAGUCGCCGCACGAGCGCAUGCACCCCUACAUCGAGCUGGCCUGGGGCUUCUCCACCGUGCUCGGCAUCCUGCUCUUCCUGGCCGAGGUCGUGCUGCUCUGCUGGAUCAAGUUCCUGCCCGUGGAUGCACGCCACCAGCCGGGCCCCGCACCCGGCCCCGGAGGCCACACCGGCUGGCAGGCCGCCCUCGUGUCCACCAUCAUCAUGGUGCCCGUGGGUCUCAUCUUCGUGGUCUUCACCAUCCACUUCUACCGCUCGCUGGUGCGCCACAAGACCGAGCGGCACAACCGCGAGAUCGAGGAGCUGCACAAGCUCAAGGUGCAGCUGGAUGGGCACGAGCGCGGCCUGCAGGUGGUGUGAGCGCGCCUCCCGGGGCCGGGAGCCAGCAGCGAUGGCCUGCUUCUGAGGGAAUUUUAAAGACGGAAAUCGCCACGGGGCUGCCUAGACACUGCCAGAUAGUUCAACACCAAAGUUUUACUCCUGUCUUAAUGCCGUAAGACCUGGCUCAUUUCCCCUCAGAAAAUGGAAGUCCUUAAAGGAGAGACUGGUUUCUGUUGCUAAGCGCUUAGGGCAAAGGAAGGCUGAGCCUUGGCCCUGGGGCCUCAGGCAGGGCUCCAGCGCUGCGGUCAUCCCAGAGAUGUGGGAGGAGGGCCAGCAGGGCCGGGAGCCUGGCGGAGGCCUGGGAGAGUCAGGGUAGGUAGGGAAUUGUGGCAAUUAGAUGGGCACAGGAUUACUGCUGGGCCUGGUGCUUCCCUCCCCCGCUCUGCAGGGGGUUGGGUGGCCUGGCUUGAGGGUAAGGCAGCAGCCUGGGGCACAUGUCAGCCCAGCAGGUAUGGGUACUCCGGGAGGCGGCGGACUUGUCAGGGCCCGGGGGAGACUUCCAUGAGUGGAGGCCUGGCAGAGUUGGGGAAGCAUGUCUGGGGCAGCCUACUCGAGGAGGCCGUUAACUAAGGGGGACUCCAAAGCACACUGGGCUCACAUUCUUUCUUCCCAGCCAGCCUAGAGCCCUGGCCGCAUUGACCCAGCGAGGCUACCAGGGUGGAAGAGCCCGCAGAGCAGAGGCCUACAUCUCUUGGCCACAGAAUGCCCCCUGAGCCUGACCCUCCAGGCUCUGGACCCAGAAGGCCAGGGGCAUUUGCUCAGGUGGCAGAACCUGCCCAUCUCCCUGCUGCCCAUGGUGCCUGGCAGCAGAGGGGUGCUUGGGGGACUUCCUGUCUAGACAAGGCUGUUGGCCUGGUCUGCUCGAGGGGUGGUAGCACCAAGGGCCAGCGUGGGUCCUACACUGCCCUGCAGGCCAAACAUGGGUCUUGCUCAAGAGAUGGAACAAAUGCAGAGAAUGCACAACCCCACAUAUGCUUCCUCUGGGCCCCCGGCCUCUGAGCCACGGCCGGCGCGUUUACUGCCGUGCGCAGCAUGGGAUCUGGUUGCCCUAGCGCGUGUUCUUUGGCUGUUCACGUACAGGCUGCAGCUCAGCUUACGUGUGAGCAUGCUCUACCCCACGCUGCUUCUGAAAACCACCUUUACCACAUUGGCUGGCAGCCACCUGGAGAAGCAGGCCAUUUCCUCAUUGGACUUCAUGCUCUGAUGGCAUUUCUACCAACAGCCUAAUAUCUCUGUGGGAUCUGGGUGGCCUGGUGAGAACAUAAACCUCAACCUGUAACUCUGAAAUGCUGACUGGUGACACUUACAGGGAGCCUGGACAUGGCGUCCCUCCAGGCCAGAGAAGCGCCCUGGCGUCUUCUAAAGGGCCUGUCCCUCGUACCGUCUGCAGACAUCCGUCAUGACUUGCUUGCUCUCUAGUGCAUGUUUCCUCUUUCCCAUAGCCUUGUUGAAAAGGCUUAAUUGGUUUAAUGUGUUUGCUUUGCAAAAGAAUGUCAGCAUCACUGCAAGACAGCCACUUAGUGACCUGGCAGUGACAAAACUAGCGGGCUCUUCCUCACAGCUGGGAGCAGGCAGCAGCUUACUCUGGCCUGAGCCUUUCGCGGGGUGGUGCUGAGCUCACUCCUGCUGCCACUUUCCUGGGCUGUUUGGUCCACUGCCCCAAGUGUGCCAGGUGCACCGAGUCCCAUGUUCCCCGGACUAGAAAGCACACCCCCAGUGCCAGGGGGGGCCCAUUAUGCCUGACCUAUGGGCAGAGCUUUUGGCCUGACCACAAAGUCAGACAUGAGGUGCGCAAUGACAGUGCCACAUGUAUAGGAAAGGUGCCACGUACCACGUUACAACAGUGGGAGGGUGACGUUCCUAUGACUUCCUGUUCGCAUCCAGAGUGCUUUCCCAGCUCCAGCCUUUCUAGAGACUGAGGCAGAGUCUCUGUGGGAACGGAGAUCACAGUGAGUCUGGGGACUGGUGAUGGGCGGGGUGGGGAAGGACACCCUCAGGGGAGCUGCGGAGCUUGUCUGGAGAUGGAGGAUAAGCUGCUCAUUGGAGCCGCAGGAACUGCUCUGCAGGGCAGUGUAGGGGAGGGGCUGGCAAAUUACAGGCUAGAAAUUGGGAUUCCGGAGGUUUAAGGAGAUUGAGGACUGUUCCAGCACAGGCCUCUCCGUGGUGAGGCGCCAUGGGCCGCCCGGGGCCAGCGUGGGCUUGCCCCAUUUCCCUCUGAGCAGAGCCUUCCUGGUGCUCAUAAAACAAAGGCCUGCAAAUACUUGAGGCCAGUUCCAAAGUGGAACACAGUCUCCAUUUAGUACCUGACCAGAAGCAUCAACGUGGAAGUGUUUCUAUUUUAGAAACGGGGGGCAGAACACAUUUUAGUGUCUUCUAGGAAGGUCUGUGGAGGAUAAAGCCAGAAGCCGCGGCCGGGUUCAUCUGUAGUCGUCCUCUGUCGUGUGCUCAUUAGUUCAUUAUGCAUGACACUGUGUGGGUCAUGUACGGUGUACAAACCAAGUCCUGGAUAUGGAUUUUUUAAAGUUUCCCUGGAUUGAACUGAAUAAACAAGCUAUACACUG